AUGACUCCCCAAGAUGCUCAGAUCAAUACAGAUGAAGAAAUACCAACUAUCAAACUACCGAGAGAUUUUCUGAAGUGCCCGAAAGGUGACCUAGUCAUUCUAAUAGCACGAAUGCUACAGUUUAUCAUACAGAUCAAUGACUCCAAUAUUAAGGAAAACGAACGAAAAUAUGGCCUUACUAGAUUUCAUUCAAAAAUAGCACCUAAUAUAUCAGUAUUCAACUACUUUACCAGAUUAACCAAAUAUUCCCUAUUGGAACAUUCUGUGCUUUUAUCCGCAGUUUAUUACAUCGACCUUUUGUCUAACGUUUACCCAGCAUUCAAUCUCAACUCUCUAACUGCACAUAGAUUUCUACUGACAGCUACCACCAUUGCAAGUAAAGGCCUUUGUGAUUCUUUUUGUACAAACACACAUUAUUCGAAAGUAGGAGGUGUUCAAUGCAAUGAGCUUAAUGUUCUAGAAAAUGAAUUUCUGAGAAAAGUUAAUUAUAGAAUAAUACCGCGAGAUAACAAUAUAACGUUCUGCAAAAUGGAGGUACAGAAGAAUUUUUUUAUACUACCAGAGUCAAUAGAAUCUGACUUAGCCCCUUCCCUGCGGCAAGGGUAUUCGUCAAUAUCAAAUGCAGGCUAUAACGUUCUGACACGAUAUUACUAUAAAAUUAUAGAAGUUGUAGGGAAAUAUAGCUCUUCCCCAGACAAAACAAAAAAAGUCAAUUACGACAUAGAUAUGCCUGCUAAAACUUUGCAUGAACAUCAGCAAAAUGAUGCUGUGAAAAACUGCUCAAAUAACAACAGCAACUAUCAAACAGCUAGUAAUAAUAUUCCCAUCCCACAAACAAUACCUCAGAACAGACCGAAAAGAAACUUCGACACUGUUGAAGAGAGGCAUAAUAUCUACAUCGAAGAGAAAUCUAAAAUGAAUACCAAUGGGCUUGCCGAAAAGUUAACAUCUUCAUCCUAUAAAAAACAAAUUACUGAAGAUAAAAAGAAUCAAAUACUAGAUAAUAGCAUAUAUCCUUCAUCUAUAUAA
Molecule: messenger RNA, 1029 nt
Organism: Nakaseomyces glabratus
Lineage: Eukaryota; Fungi; Ascomycota; Saccharomycetes; Saccharomycetales; Saccharomycetaceae
Gene: PHO80
Product: Pho80p
Biological process (GO): regulation of cyclin-dependent protein serine/threonine kinase activity
Cellular component (GO): cyclin-dependent protein kinase holoenzyme complex; nucleus
Molecular function (GO): protein kinase binding; cyclin-dependent protein serine/threonine kinase regulator activity
Source: RefSeq, a predicted model, not a curated record